CACCGACCCAAGCACAUAAUGGCUGGCGGUUGGAGAAAGUUUGCUGUUGGACUGCACUUCAUCGCUAAGAAACGGACUGGACGGUUCUCCGAGAAGGUCCCGUUUUCUUAGGGCGGUAAAGAUAUGCACGGGUGGGGAAGGGGUGGUAGGAGAAACCAGAACAGCUCUGAACCAUGCUAAUGAACCGUGCUCUAUCGGUAAAGAGGCCCAGCUCGCGGUUUGAGCCUGUGCCGGGGUGGGUUAUGUGAUAGGCCAAAAAGUACAUUUCCCAGCAUCCAUGCGGUGACGGAACUAUCUUUCCCAAAAGCCUGUGCGUGAGCCAUCCAGACUUCCGCCUCCUCCCGCCAACUGGAGAACUGGGGACAUGAGGAGUGGCUGGGCUUUACGGUUCCUGCGCUGUGAUGGCAGAGGGGGCUACCGGAUUUCUCCGCACCGCAGACGUUUCUCGCUUGUCCUGCGGAGAGACUUCUUAACCACAACAACCAAGGAAGGAUAUGAUGUCAGGCAAGUGGACAUAACUCCUUUAGAGCAAAGGAGAUUAACUUUUGAUACGCAUGCUUUGGUUCAAGACUUGGAAACUCAUGGAUUUGACAAAGCACAAGCAGAAACAAUUGUAUCAGCCUUAAGCAGUUUAUCGAAUGUCAGCCUGGAUACUAUCUAUAAGGAAAUGGUCACUCAAGCUCAACAGGAAGUAACCGUACAACAGUUAAUGGCUCAUUUGGACUCCAUUAGAAAAGAUAUGGUCAUCCUAGAGAAAAGUGAAUUUGCAAAUCUGAGAGCAGAGAACGAGAAAAUGAAAAUUGAAUUAGACCAAGUUAAACAGCAACUGAUAAAUGAAACCAGUCGAAUCAGAGCAGAUAAUAAACUGGACAUCAACCUAGAAAGGAGCAGAGUAACAGAUAUGAUCAAGAAAAGAAACUUAUGGAAGCGACCACAGAAUUUACCAAAAAGGAUAAUCAAACCAAAAGUGUUAUUUCAGAGACCAGUAAUAAAAUUGACACUGAAAUUGCUUCCUUAAAAACACUGAUGGAAUCUAACAAACUUGAGACAAUUCGUUAUCUUGCAGCCUCAGUGUUUACCUGCCUCGCAAUAGCCUUGGGAUUUUAUAGAUUCUGGAAAUAACCAAACUAUUAUAUUAUGCUCCUACUGCUGCUACUGUUGACUUCUUAGAACACUACACCAAAGGUCUGUUGAAUUGUCAGUGACCAUUAUCAGUUGCAGCAACAACUAACUAUAAUAAGAGUAUUCAAAGCACUUAUGAACUAAAAACUGUUUUACGAUAGAAGUUUCAUUUAUCUUUAUUUUGUGAUGUUGAAAAGCUGCUGUUCAAAACUUGACUGACUUAAGAAGGGUAGUUUAUUCUCCUUUUGAUAGUUUAUAGAACUGAACCAGAGUUUUCUUGUGUUUGCUUGAACAACUGUGUAAAUCAUAUAGGGUUUCUUUGAUAUGUGCUACAGAUUUGAAAACUACUUCCAAGCCUACACUUCAUAUUGUAUUCAACUUUCCUGAUAACUGUUGUACAAUUACACUUUUAUAUGAAAUAAAAGAUUAUUAUAACAAAGUUGUUUGGAUUUUAAAAGUGACAUCAUAGAGCUGGAGAUGAUUUUUUUUUUUAAUUGAAACUGUAUAUUUUAAAAUAAUGUAUGCCUUGAUACAAGUGCAUAACAGUUAAUGUUUUACAUCUGUAGAGUUGCUAAAUACUGAGCUCUGAUUAUUGCAUGAAUUUUUCAAAUUUCUGAUUUACAAAAAAACAUUUUAUCCCCACUUCAGGAACCCAUUGUAAAUUUAUUAAACAAAGCUUUUAUUUUUUUUAUUAAUGAUUCACUUAAAUUCAGCAAACAUCCAUUGAUACAUGAUCCUGACUCUCAAGAAGCUCAAGGGGAAAUUCAAAUAUUUUGUUGUUAUUGGGUCUACUGUUUUUUGUUUAACAGUAUCAAUUAAUAAUACAUAUAUAAUUUCAGGGAAAUUACAAAAUAUCAUUUUCAUCUCAGUCUCUUUAGUUUUACCCAGAUCAAGAAGCCAAGGCCAGGAAGGGCUAAACAUUUCAAAAGAUUUCAAAUGCCCUCACAAGGGGAUUCUAAGAUAAAAAUGAAUUAGAGUAUAACAGAACAAUGUUAAAAUAUAAAUAGAAGAUUUUUGUUUCAAAAACAACUUAGCAGUCAUACCUUUGAAGCAAACUUAGUUGGAAAGGCUCUGAGUCUGCACCACUCUCGACUGUUCUACGCUUCAGAUAUUUAUAACUAUUUAUAACUAAACAAAUGACAAGGUUAUUCUGAAUAACUGAUAGAUUAUAUUAUUACUAGCACACUGUUGAUUAAUUUUUAUUGGAUUAGUAAAUAAAGACCAUAAAGAUUAAAGUCCAUCUGUAGCAAACUCUACAGUGCAUUUUUCAGUCAGAUAUGCCUACUGUGUGCCAGGGAACAU
Molecule: messenger RNA, 2424 nt
Organism: Trichechus manatus latirostris (Florida manatee)
Lineage: Eukaryota; Metazoa; Chordata; Mammalia; Sirenia; Trichechidae
Gene: CCDC90B
Product: coiled-coil domain containing 90B
Exons: 9
Coding region: 365-1018 (217 amino acids)
Cellular component (GO): mitochondrion
Source: RefSeq, a predicted model, not a curated record